UUCCUCUCCACCCCUCCUCCUUUUCUCCAUGCCACAGGGUGUCGAUGGCCCUGUGUGCUGCUUUCGGUGCCUCUCAAAUUUUAAUCUGUGACUUCAUCUAAACCAAAUUAGAGAAUGCGAAGUCUCCGCUACGUCCAGUGUGUGAGGAGACUUUGGAGUCCAGCACAAGUGAAAAACCUGCACAGAUCUGCAUACCAGCUCCAACAAAAACAGGUGAUGGAGGACAAACCAUGGGCUCUGAUCUCAGAGGUGGGCGAGCAAGGUUACAUUGAAGAUGUCACCGACAUAAUGACACAACACUUCAGGAUCAUCUCUCACAAAGACUUCCUGCAAAAUCCCCCGCUGCAUGCCCCAAAAAUCCAGGCCAUAUUCGUGUGGAACGCCUGCCCCCCAACCGAGCCCUCGCUGCUCACUUCUCUUCCAGCCCUGAAGGUGGUUGCCAACGGAGGGGUGGGCAUCGACCACCUGGAUGUGCCGUACAUCACCAGUCUCGGGGUGAAGGUGACCAACACGCCCGGUGUGGUCAGCGAUGCCACCGCAGAUAUGGCCAUGGGUCUGCUUCUGGCAUCGGCACGGAAGAUUGUUGAAGGUCAUCAAGUCUCUGUGGACCCAAAGACCACCCACAUACCACAAUGCCUGAUGGGAUAUGAAGUCACAGGCUCCACUCUGGGCAUCAUCGGGAUGGGAGACAUCGGACACAAAAUUGCUCGAAGAAGCAAAGGAUUUGACAUGAAGAUAUUGUAUCACAACAGGAGGAAAAGGAGUGUUGAGGAUGAGGAGGCCGUGGGGGCGACUUACUGUGAAAGCAUGGACGACCUGCUGAGGAGGUCGGACUUCGUGAUGCUGGCGGUCAACCUGACCCCUGAAACCACCAGCCUCAUCAGCCGCAGAGAGCUGAGCCUCAUGAAACCCACAGCAACACUGGUCAAUGUCAGCAGAGGUCUCGUCGUGGACCAGGAUGCUUUAGUCGAAGCUCUCCAGUCUGGAACGAUUCGAGCAGCCGCACUGGACGUGACUCAUCCUGAACCUUUACCAAGGCAUCAUCCUCUCCUCCGCCUUCCCAACGUGAUCAUCACCCCCCAUGUCGGGACCAACACAUACACCACAACGAAGAGGAUGGUGCAGAGGAUGGUGGACAACGCUCUGGCAGCAGUGAACGGCCAGUCAAUCCUCAAUGAAGUCAAACCCAAGUGAUGAGAUGUGUUUAACUGUCGGCAUUAGUAGAAAUAUUUGAUCUUUUCCUGUUUGGUGGCACAGUUUCUUGUUUAGUGACCUAUUGUAAUCACUGUGCUAACAUUACAACUAAUGUAUCUAAUGUAGCUAAUCAUCAAUAUCUUCUGUAAAGAAAUGGUGGAAAUGAUUUUUAAGUGAAGCUUUGAAGCAACUUUAUUUUGAUUUAAUGACUGUUACGUUAAAAUGUAAAGUUUAUAUACAGCAAAAAAAAAAAAGAGAAAAAUAAUAAAACUACCUCAAAU
Messenger RNA from Scomber japonicus (chub mackerel), 1475 nucleotides. RefSeq lists its product as uncharacterized. The record is from RefSeq and is a predicted model, not a curated record. Bases 115 to 1194 code for a protein of 359 amino acids. The transcript has 7 exons. Gene Ontology annotation, cellular component: cytosol. Gene Ontology annotation, molecular function: NAD binding; glyoxylate reductase (NADPH) activity; hydroxypyruvate reductase [NAD(P)H] activity. Lineage: Eukaryota; Metazoa; Chordata; Actinopteri; Scombriformes; Scombridae.